Eruca vesicaria subsp. sativa (arugula) is the source of this 955-nucleotide messenger RNA. Lineage: Eukaryota; Viridiplantae; Streptophyta; Magnoliopsida; Brassicales; Brassicaceae. The record is from the annotation of a GenBank genome assembly.
UAAAGCCUUAAUGAAAAAUCUAUCAAACUCUCUCUCUCUCUUUAAACCUUCUCUGUGUUCUUUCUUGUAUAUAAAGACCUAAGCCUGAACCAACCCAACCACCAGUUAGAAGAGAGACUCUUUGUGAUUGCAAGUACGAAAAGUCUUUGAGAUCACAAGAAACUCUCCUUCUCAAUCCGCAGGUUUCAAGAAGAUGAGUCGUAGAAGUCCAAAGCUUGACCUUAAGUUGAACCUCUCACCUCCUACGUCAAGCCGAAGGAGGAUGGUUCGAUCUCCAAGCCGCUCUGCGACGACUUCACCAACCUCACCGCCAAGCUCAUGCGUCUCUUCGGAGAUGAACCAAGACGAGUCCUCUGUGAGAUACUCUUCUAGUCCAGAGACAACCUCGAUGGUUCUUGUCGGAUGUCCACGCUGUCUCAUGUACGUUAUGCUCUCAGAAGACGACCCUAAAUGCCCUAAAUGCCAAAGCACCGUUCUUCUUGAUUUCAACCAUGAAAACGCCUCAAACGCCAACGCACGCACUCCAGGCGCUGGCUCCUCUGGUCGUAAGACUCGAAGGAACUGAAAAAAAGACCAGUAAAACCCUCUUAAAAUCCUGUCUUUUUUUUAUUUUAAUUUUUCGAAUGUAGUAGUUGUUGUUUUAUGAGAGUAGUGCUAAUCACGCUCCACUUUUAAAACCCUGAGAAGAAGGUAGGGAGAUGAAACUAGGGUUUCCUUACAAAACUUUCAUAUCAAAAAGGGUGGAGCGCGAAUAGCACUAACUUUUCUUUUCUUCUUUAACAUUUUUCUACCAUUUGAGUUCUCUAAUGGAAGAAGAAUUUCUUAUGUAAUGUGAAAACAUGUGUCAUUGUCUCCGUAUAUCUACUCUUGAGUUCUUAUAAAUCAACAACGGAAUCGGUGUAUUGUUUCUAGGGUAAGUCUAAAAGUUAAGCAUCUAUGUUUUCUUUAUAUACUC